Molecule: messenger RNA, 4924 nt
Organism: Salvelinus namaycush (lake trout)
Lineage: Eukaryota; Metazoa; Chordata; Actinopteri; Salmoniformes; Salmonidae
Product: zinc finger protein GLI2-like
Exons: 13
Coding region: 1-4545 (1514 amino acids)
Biological process (GO): regulation of transcription by RNA polymerase II; smoothened signaling pathway
Cellular component (GO): nucleus
Molecular function (GO): RNA polymerase II cis-regulatory region sequence-specific DNA binding; DNA-binding transcription factor activity, RNA polymerase II-specific
Source: RefSeq, a predicted model, not a curated record
AUGGAGACCUCUGCCCCCACGACCACAGAGAAGAAAGGCUCUGGUCUGGAUGGAAACGGCUUCAUUGACCUCCCAAAGAAACUCUCACCUUCAGCUGUCACCAGAGCCCCUCACCACGUAUUCCCGACGUUCCACACGCCCAUCCCGAUUGACAUGCGUCACCACGAGGGAAGAUACCUCUAUGAACCACACACCCUACAUGCCAUGCAUGGUCCUGGACUAGGUGGCAGCCCGGUCAUGUCAGACAUCUCUCUGAUCCGUCUGUCCCCCCACGCAGCCGGGACAGGGGAGUCCCCCUUCAGCCCCGCUCACCCCUACUUCCACCCUCACAUGGAGCACUACCUCCGCUCCAUUCACAGCAGCCCAACCCUGUCCAUGAUCUCUGCAGCCCGCGGACUCAGCCCUGCAGACUUGGCACAUGAACACUUGAAAGAGCGGGGUCUGUUUGGGUUGCCCCCUCCCCCUCCUGGAGCCAGCCCUGCUGAGUUCUACCACCUGAUGACCAGCCAUCGUAACCCCUACGGAGAGCUGCUGAUGCAGGGGGGUGGGGCGGCAGCUGCACACCUGCCAGACUACAUCACCCCCAUGGAAGUGUCACGGUUCCCCAGUCCCAGACUGACCCCCAGGCUGAACAGAAAGCGAGCCCUGUCCAUCUCGCCUCUCUCAGACGCCAGCAUCGACCUGCAGACCAUGAUCCGUACCUCGCCCAACUCUCUGGUGGCCUACAUCAACAACUCACGCUCCAGCUCUGCAGCUAGCAGCUCCUAUGGACACCUCUCUGUUGGAGGCAUCAGUCCGUCCUUUACCUUCCCACACCACAUCAACCCCAUGGCCUACCAGCAGCUCCUGUCCCAGCAGAGAGGCCUGAGUGUGUUUGGCCACACCCCUCCUCUCAUCCAGCCCCCACCCAUCUUCUCCAGUCGCCAGUCUGCCCUGGGUCUCUCCUCUCUGCCCCACUCCUCACACAACCACCACAAUGGCUCACAGUCAAAGAACACAUGUGGGGACUCGGCAGUGAGCAGUACAGUCAAUCCCAUGAUCACCAAGAGGUCAAAGGUGAAGACAGAGGUGGAGUGUCCGAGGCCGCUGUCCCCAUGCUCUCCGCAUCUAGGUGGGAUGCUGGACCUGAAGGAGGACUUGGAUAAAGAUGAAUGCAAGCAUGAGCCAGAGAUGGUGUAUGAGACCAACUGCCACUGGGAAGGAUGCUCCAAGGAGUAUGACACGCAGGAACAACUGGUCCAUCACAUCAAUAACGACCACAUCCACGGGGAGAAGAAGGAGUUUGUGUGCCGCUGGGAUGAGUGUUCCAGGGAGCAGAAGCCCUUUAAGGCUCAGUACAUGCUGGUGGUUCACAUGAGGAGACACACGGGGGAGAAGCCACACAAGUGUACCUUUGAGGGCUGCUGUAAGGCCUAUUCUCGCCUGGAGAAUCUGAAGACCCACCUGCGAUCUCACACCGGGGAAAAACCAUAUGUGUGUGACCACGAGGGAUGCAACAAAGCCUUCUCCAACGCCUCGGACAGAGCCAAGCACCAGAAUCGCACACACUCCAACGAGAAACCCUACGUGUGUAAAGUCCCCGGGUGUACGAAGCGCUACACGGACCCCAGCUCUCUCAGAAAGCACGUGAAGACAGUCCACGGACCAGAGGCCCACGUCACCAAGAAACAGCGCAGUGACCUGCCGCUCAGCAGACCCGUGCCACCCAAAGAGAAUGGAGAGAACGAGACAGGCCGGGGCAUGGAGAAGAUGGACAGCACCUCGAGAGGCAUGGAGGACUACCUGCAGGUCAAGUCUAUCAAGACGGAGAAGUCUGUGAUGUAUCAGUCCAGCCCUGGUGGUCAGUCGUCAUGUAGCAGUGAGCCGUCGCCACUUGGCGGUUCCACCAACCAUGACAGUGGAGUAGAGAUGGCUCUCCAUAGCGGCGGGGGCAGCAUGGGGGACCUGACUGGGCUGGACGACCCCUCGGGGCCCCUCAUGGACUCCCUCUUCUCUGGCCUCUCGUCUGGGACAGCAGGGGUCGGGGUGGGCCUCCACCUACGUCAACACCUAGGCCUCAGCCACAUCCACAGACUAGAACACCUGAAGAAGGAGAAACUGAAGACGGCGAGGGACUCCUGCCAGUGGGCCAAUCAUCAUUCAGCUCCUCCAGUCCAGAACACCAAGCUACCGCCCAUACCAGCAAGCGGGUCCCUUCUGGAGAGUGGAAAUAUGUGUGGUGGGCCUGGAUCGUUCAGCCUCAGUGAGCUGUGUUCCAGUAAGGUGACUGUCCUGAACCAGCUGGACCAUCUGAUGGAGCGCAGGGACAGCGCCACCAGCACCGUCUCCUCUGCCUACAUCAGCCGCCGCUCCUCUGGCAUCUCCCCCUGCUACUCCAGCCGCCGCUCCAGCGACGCCUCCACGUUCAGUGGUCACCGCCACCACAACAUCAGCUCCACCGGCUCCUACGACCCCAUCUCUGCAGACCUGUCCCGGAGGUCCAGCGACGCCAGCCAGUGUGGAGGUGGUGGAGGAGGGGGGCGGCUGCCCAGUAACCUCAGCCUCACCCCCGCCCAGCACUACCACCUCAAGGCGAAAUAUGCGGCGGCUACAGGCGGAGCCCCACCCACACCUUUACCCAACAUGGAGAGGAUGAGUCUCAAGACCUGCUUGGCCCUCUACAGGGACGCUUCCCAGGGAGACUCGUCGUCUGGUUACUCCUCCUUCAACACCAUUGUCCCCAGUGGGGUUCCCAGGCACUGCAGCGGCGAUAUGGGAAGUUAUAACGGCCGCAGCAUGAUGCCCCACGAAGCUCCGUCCAACAUUCCCCGUCGGGCUAGCGACCCCGUCCCCCGGCGGCCAUCCCUGAACCCACUGUCCCAUCAUCCUCAGGUGCAGCGCUACAACAGCACGGGCAACAUGCAGAACCUCCACCCACACGCCUCCCAGCCGAACCAGGCCCUGUCUGCACCUGAGCGGCGCCACCCGGCGCUCCAGAGCCACCAGCCGCGCUCCGACGACAGCCUGCAGCGAUACCCCUACUGCCCCCGGCCGCCCAGCAUCUCUGAGAACGUGGCCAUGGAGACCAUGGCCGGCGAUAUGAGCGGUAGGCGCAACAGCAGUGAGGAGGAGAUGAUGGUACUUCCUGAUGACGUCGUUCACUACAUCACUGCUCAGGGCGGAGCUGGAAAGUCAGACUGUGCCAACGGGUACAACCGACAAGCACAAUGUGGUUUCCAUGGAAAUGCAAUAAACCUUAACCCCCAGCAACAACAGCAGUUUUACCACCAGCGAAGGAUGGCUGUGGUGGACACCAAUAUGAGUAUGAACCCUUCGUCUGCACCACAAACCAUGCGCCUCUCCUGUGCCCUAAGCCCAGGCCGUCCGCAGCAGUCUUUCCCCUCCUCACCCAGUAAGACGAGCACCAUGCCGGUGCAGUGGAACGAGGUCAGCUCAGGGACUGUGGAAGCUCUUCACAACCCAACCCAACAUCUGCCGUUCGGUCGAAGCAACUCAAACCUCGCCAUGGUCCAACAGAAACAGAACUUUGUCUCGUUCCAGAAGCAGAAUCUUAACUCCAACCAACACAUUGCACAGAUUAACCACAACCUGGCUCACGCAGCCCAGCAGGGGAGAUACAUACAGCAGCAGAAGGCUGACACCAGGCUGAGCUGUGUCCAGCAACAGAGCCUACAGCAACAGCAGCCCGCUAAUGCUAACCUCAAUGAACCAGUGAGCCUCGAGUAUGGGUUUAACCAGGGUCUCGGUCCUAGUGAUGCUAACGCUAACCAGCGGUCCUCCUGUAGUAGUAUGGCAGUUGGUGGCACAGUGCACACUGUAGACACGCAGAACAGCCGACUGAGGACGCAGCCAGCGGGGAGUCAAUCGUCUCAAGUCACAUUUAAGGAUAGCGGUGUGAACUCUUCGCGGAUGAUCUCACAUCAACAGAACUAUAACAUAGCGUCCCAGGUUCAGCAUCCUAUACAAAAUGGAGGUCAAAUACUCAUCCAGCCAAGACCGCCCACAGAACAUAAGUCUCUAAGCAGACAGCAUUCAGGGUCAAUGACAAUCCAGCGACAAAACUCAAUUGGCAAUCACUGCAGCAAUGGCAACAACACAGACAACAAUGUUAUGUUCUACACAGGACAGAUACACGUGUUUGAGCCAAACGGGAACAUCAACAUGCAGAUGAUGACAUCAUCAGUAGUAGACGUUCUUCAAUGUCCCUCAGACAGCACUGAGACCUCCAUGACCUCACCGGGAGUAAACAACCAGGUCUCCAGUACGGUGGACUCGUCCAAUGGGACAGGGGCAGAGGAGCCCCAGAUUGACUUUGACACCAUGCUGGAUGACGGGGACCACUCCAGCCUGAUGUCAGGCACCAUCAGCCCCAGCAUCCUCCAGAGUCUGUCCCAGACCUCCUCCAGACUCACCACCCCCCGGAACUCUGUCACCCUGCCCUCCCUGCCCCUCCCUGUAGGGGGCAGCAACAUGGCCAUCGGCGAUAUGAGCUCCCUGCUCACCGCGCUUGCAGAAGAGAACAAGUUCCUCAGCAUGAUGUCAUAAGGAUGAUCCCAAAUACACUGAAGGCAGACACAGGUAAAACACACGUUACCUACCUUGGUGUAUUUGGCCCAGGACGUGUGUUAAAAGAAAUGACCUAUUGUAACACAAGCUCUAAGAAUGAUAGUUUAUCUACCACCAAGAGUUUAAACUGACUGUGUGAAUGACAAGAGGGGAACCUACUAGUUAACAUUGUUGCAGAGGUCCUCCUGACCAUGUGAUUGAACACUAAGCACCUCAUUGGAGAACUUUGACGGCCACCAGAGACUAAGGAACCUAUGAGAUUCUGAAGACUUCAUGCUAAAUCACCACUAUGUUUGUGCUACUUAUUGUAUUAUCCUGUACAGUAUCAUUAUGGAGCUAAUAUGGCGAUUUCAUAUCU